GUGGAGCUGGGUCCGUGGAGGCGUGAAGUUCCAGAAGGUUCAGCGUGACAAAGGUUCAGCAGAUUUUACGGUAGCUCCUGUAGCAAUGGAGGACAGUGACCAUGAGCCAGAUUCUGCAUCCGAUGACCAGGACUCCACUCUGACGUCCCCAGAACCCAGGGAGGUUGAGGCUGAUCAGAACUCCAGCCACUCCAAGGAGGACUCGGAGGACUCGGAGCUGGAGAAUAUCAUGGGACGUAACCCCCCACAAGAGGGCCACCCGUUCCCCCACCAUGGGCCACCGGGGGCUGACAGUGAGAGCGAGGGUCAUGAAAGCCCCCGCACCCCGGGGACGCCCACCUUUUUGAGGCCUCCUGCUGGCCGCAGGGCCCCGGGGGAGUUAGAGCAUGACCCUAGACACGCCGUUCAUCGCGGCCUUGUGGACUAUAGCCUGCCUUCGCCCAUCAGCCCAUCCAGGCCCAAGAGCCCCUGGGGUCGCUUUGACCCCUACGACUCCUCUGAGGAUCAGGAUAAGGAGUAUGUGGGAUUCGCCACUUUGCCAAAUCAGGUUCACCGCAAAUCUGUGAAAAAGGGCUUCGACUUCACUCUGAUGGUAGCAGGGGAGUCCGGCUUGGGAAAGUCCACUCUGGUCAAUAGCCUGUUCCUCACGGAUCUCUACAAAGACCGAAAGCUGCUCAACGCUGAAGAGAGGAUCACCCAGACAGUGGAGAUCACCAAACACACGGUGGACAUUGAGGAGAAGGGCGUCAAGCUGAAGCUCACCAUAGUGGACACACCAGGCUUUGGGGAUGCGGUCAACAACACUGAGUGCUGGAAGUCGGUGGCGGACUACAUUGACCAGCAAUUUGAACAGUACUUCAGAGACGAGAGUGGCCUGAACCGCAAAAACAUUCAGGACAACCGCGUGCACUGCUGCCUGUACUUCAUCUCCCCCUUCGGUCACGGUCUCAGACCUCUAGAUGUUGAGUUCAUGAAAGCCCUACACGAGAAGGUCAACAUUGUGCCUGUGCUGGCCAAAGCAGACACACUCACACCCAGCGAGGUCAAGAAAAAGAAAAUCAAGAUUCGAGAGGAGAUCGAGCAAUAUGGGAUCAAAAUCUACCAGUUUCCAGACUGUGAUUCAGACGAGGAUGAGGACUUCAAACAACAAGACCAGGAAUUAAAGGACAGCAUUCCAUUCGCUGUGAUCGGCAGCAACACAGUGGUUGAAGCGAAGGGCAAGAGGGUCCGCGGCCGUCUGUACCCCUGGGGCAUCGUAGAAGUGGAGAACUCUGCGCACUGUGACUUUGUGAAGCUGAGGAACAUGCUGGUACGUACACACAUGCAGGACCUGAAGGACGUAACCAGAGAAACCCACUAUGAAAACUACAGGGCCCAGUGCAUCCAAAGCAUGACCCGCAUGGUGGUGAAAGAGCGGAACCGCAAUAAACUAACCAGAGAGAGCGGCACAGACUUCCCCAUCCCCAUGGUGCCGGGGGUAGCAGACACGGAGACGGAAAAACUCAUCCGAGAGAAAGACGAAGAGCUGCGACGGAUGCAGGAGAUGCUGCAGAAGAUCCAGGAGCAGAUGCACACUCAGAAGGAAGCAUAUUAACCUGUUUUUCGUCUACGUACCUGAGACAUUGCCCAGUAUCAACGUUCCCCUCUGGUCAUCUUCCCUUUGCAAUAACCACUGCUGUAGAACCGUUCCCUGUCCUGAAGUCCUGGAGGUCCGCCAGGCCUCAUUAGGUGCCAUCACUCCAGAUGUGAGCAACAAUGCACUGUGUCCUGUUCUCUUAAGCUACCACACGCAGUCUUAUAUGGCAUUACAAACGCACCAGGUAGCAAACUAAACAGCAGCUGCUCUACCGGCUGAGAACUCGUUGCUGUUUUAAAGGGAAACUCCAGCAUUUUCCAUCCUGAUCUCUGCCUGCUGUGUCUGUAGCCCACGGUCAGUUACUAUGGACAGUACUGUCAAAAUGCUUCCCUUUACUCGGUUAUAGAACCUAUAAACUGUGGACUUAAACACAUUUAUAACUGAAGUCAAUGGAUGGUUGCUUCAGUUUCAGCUGACUGCUGUUAAAUUUGGUGAUUUGAGUUGCUGAUUUUUCUGUUAUUUUACUAAGUACAGGAUCAAAUUUUGGCCUUGGUAUUUGACCACAUGCUACAGACACUUGUUCAAAAGUUAAAUUUCCAGUAACACAGUCUUAUGCCAAUGUUUGAGCUAUCUCCACAUAAAAAGAAGUUAGCACAGAGAAUUGAAAUAUGGCACUUUCUACUAAUUUUAGUGCACAAAUUCUGACAUAUUGGAGAAAUAAGUGUGCCAUGACUUUUGCACAGGCCACGUUUUAUGUUUUUUUUUUUUUUUUUUUUUCCCCAGUAUGUUAAAUUCAGUCAAUGCAAAGAGAGGUGCCUAAACUUUUGCAAACGGCUGUAAAAUUGUUUUAUAUUAUUGUAUUAAUAUACAAUAAUGCAUUUUAUUAUUUGGCUUAUGUUUCAAGUGAUUUAUUCAAAGCUGAGGUCAAUAAUGUGUUAAAAAUAACAUCUUAGAUAGAAACAACAUAUAAAUAUAAUGAAAUAAAACACAGAAAAUACCAUUUUGGCAUUAUUUAAAGUUAUAUUCUCAAAGUAAUCAAAUAAAAUAUUCAUUUGAAAACAUUAAAUGAUUAACAUGAAUGGUAUUGUAGGUUGAAAAAUGCUGAAAUAUUCCUUUAAUAGUCAGACUAUGUAUUUUCUCUGUCCAGCGACAUCAGAAAUAACUACCAUGUGACUUUGGCACCAGUGCGUCUUCACAAGCAGCUGCGCUUGUGGGAGCAAAAAGCUUAAAACAAGAAGGCGACAUGCUUUAAAAUCCUCUGCUUGUACUCAUCUGCACAAUAAUAUUGAUGAUGAUGAUGAUGAUGAAUUCCCCUUGGAGUAUUUUAUAAUAGCUCAGUAUCAGAGGGUGAAUUGAAUUAUUUAAUUUUUUUUCUACGAUGUGCUAUUUUAUUUGUACAAUUUUGUUGAAUGAAUGCGUUUGUUGUACCGCAUGUACAUGCUUUUGUUUGUAUUGCUACAAAAAAGGAAAGAAAAAAAAGAAAUGGCUUCUUUACACAAGUCUAAAAAAUGCUGUUUUAUUUUCUUAUGAGUGAAAUAAUAACUGAAGUACUGUAGAGCAAUAUUUUUGUUAACGAGGCUGACAAAUGUUUUCUGUUCUUCUAUGGAAAUGAUCCUGCAGGCAUUGAUUUUACAGGAGCAUGACACUGUUAACUAACAGAGAAAAGAAAAAAAACACUUCUAGUGAUCUGUGUACAGUAGCACCACCCUAAAUAUAUAAACUAGAGACUAGCAUGUGACUGGGCUUCCGACCGUGUCUGUGUUGCAAUGGCAUAAUGUUAGAUUUAAAGGAAAAUUCCAGUGUUUUUCCACUUAAUCUGUCAGUUGUAUCUGCGGCGUUCAGUCAUUUACUACAGACAGUAAUUUCAACGCUUCCCUAAACUUAAAGCACAGAAAACCAACAACACUUACAGUAGACAUCAGUGGGAAGUUGCUGAAGCACCUGCCCAUUGGUUUCUACUUUAAGCGUAUAUUAAAGGGCCCAUAUUCUCUGUCAGGUCUUAGAUUUUUUCCCCUGUGAGAUCCAUUUAUUAUAUUUGUGGUUUUCUUUUCUAGUCAUAAUUAAAGGAGCAGCAUUUAAGAUUUAGUGCCAUCUAGUGGUGAGGUUGCAGAUUGCAACCAGCUGAACCCUCCGCCUCUUCCCUCACCCCUCCCUUUCCAAGCGUGCAGUAGAACCUAUGGUGGCUGUCAGGUUUUCUUUCUCUUUGGCUGUGAGGAUUUAAUAAUAAUAAGUCUGAUCCUAAUUUGGUUUCCCAAACUUCUCAAAGAACAAAAUGACCAGCAGCACCGGCAGCAGCCACUGAUUCUUCUUCUUUCUACGUCUUCCAACCAGGGCGCCCUCUAGGGUUAGAGUUUGGUUUGUCCGCUCUGGGCUGCUGUAGAAACAUGGAUCCUCUGUUGAGGAGGAGCCGCUCCUUCUGUAGAUAUGAAGGGCUGAUUUAUACACUAAUGAACUAUAUUCUGUUUCUGUUAAUACAUCCUCCCAAACCAUCUUCAGUUUUAAUGACCGUUUUCCAAACUUUCAUUGUCCCUUAGAAUUAAACAGUCCGUUUUUGUUACUGUGCCUUUAAAACUAAUGUAUGUAAAUGACCUCUUUUCUUAUUGGGUGCCUUGUUCAAAAAGCGGUCAAGCCUAUAACACUACUUAUAACUCCAGUGUAAAUGGGUGCGGUUAAACUGCUGGAGGCUGAAUUAACGGAUAUGUAAAUGCGCUGGAUUUAGUGACAUCACAAAAACGCUUCAUUCAGAAUGGGCUGUUUUUGCAGCUUAGUUUACAUAUAUGAACUGUGUGGACUGGGUUGUGAAUGUCAGUGUUUACAUAACAUGCGUAACUCUUUUAUUUAUGAAAAAGUAAGAUGUGGUGAAGUGUUUCCCUGAUAUGGGCCCUUUAAGUCAGUGGGUUGUCUGAUGUACUCAGUCAUACUUAGCCAUAGUUUGGGGGGGGGGGGGGGGCAAACACGACCACACCAUUCAAUUCCUACGUCUUUCUUUCUGUGCGUUAGUAAAACAGGCCGACUCCGAACAAAUUCAAGCUUUAAACCUGAUCUACAAAUUAAAAUGUAGCAUUUAGAAAGUGAAAUUUUAUAAAUAGCCAAUUUUCAAAGAAAAAAAGGCCACAGAAGGUAAUAACUACACUAAAACGUAUCUGCUAGAGCUACUGCCACGUUUUUCAGCAAUCCACUGUGACAAACAUCAUGUCUGUUGCCUUUUCCUCCUGCUCCCCUGAUUAUCUCAGUUUUUUCUUCUCAUUUUUAAUCUUUUAAUGGGGUCUCUAAAAUAGGUUCUAGUCAUUGAAAGUUUAUUUUAGAAGGAUGGAUUUACUUUAUAAAGUAGUUUAUUGAUUGAUGUAAUAUAUUUUCUGAUCGAUUCUGAGUUGAGGCACAUGGACAGGGUGAGAACGUGCUUUGUCCGAAGCUUUAUUAUUAUCAUUAUUUUAAUUAUUAUUAUCAUUAUUAUUACUUUCAAUAUUUGGAUUUGGGCCCCAUGGUUUUGUGUUACAGCCAGUUUCAUUUGUUUUUUUCUAGGAUGUUCCUUCAUGUUGUUUUGUUCUAAAGGGAACACAAGUAUGUGGUUUCGGACUCGUUGGACUCUGUUGUUUAUGAACGUGUCUUUAUUUGGUUUCCAUGAAUGCAUUAAGUGUACUGUGCAAUGGUUGAUUGUUAAGAUGCAAAUGAUGAGAGCAUAUUCUUUAAAAUAAUAAAAAAAUCUCACCUGGUGGAACUAAA
Messenger RNA from Pygocentrus nattereri (red-bellied piranha), 5299 nucleotides. It is a transcript of the gene septin4b, whose product is annotated as septin 4b. Gene Ontology annotation, cellular component: microtubule cytoskeleton; cell division site; septin ring. The transcript is spliced from 13 exons. Gene Ontology annotation, biological process: cytoskeleton-dependent cytokinesis; regulation of exocytosis. Bases 86 to 1594 code for a protein of 502 amino acids. Lineage: Eukaryota; Metazoa; Chordata; Actinopteri; Characiformes; Serrasalmidae. The record is from RefSeq and is a predicted model, not a curated record. Gene Ontology annotation, molecular function: molecular adaptor activity; GTP binding; GTPase activity.